Molecule: messenger RNA, 2843 nt
Organism: Eruca vesicaria subsp. sativa (arugula)
Lineage: Eukaryota; Viridiplantae; Streptophyta; Magnoliopsida; Brassicales; Brassicaceae
Source: the annotation of a GenBank genome assembly
CGGUGACCUGUCAUUUCCCGAUUGGUUAGCUCGUGAAAGACUUCGAAGAUUUGUCGUCGCGACCCUUGAAAGAGAACUCAUUUCUUCCCCGGAGAAAAGAAAAAAAAAUCAGCCAUGGCUUCGCCGUCAGAUCCCACUCAAGAUCCAGUUACAGACCCAGAAACCCUUCCACCGAACCCUAAUCUAACCCAGAAACCCACCGCCGAGAAAGGAAGUGAAACCCUAAUUCCAGAAUCAACGCAGAGAGAUCUCGAGGAGUCAGAUCAGCAACCAGAUCCAUCGAUCGAAGAAAGCAAGAACGAAGAGGACGAUGCAGACGCCACACAAGCCGUAAGCUCAUCUGUCUACCGACGCGGAGGCGGUGGAGGGGGGAAGCGGAAGAAAGGGCUUCUUAAGAAACGUAAGCAGCAAGAGAAGUCAAGGGAGAAGCUUGAGGUACUCUUGAAAACCCUAAAGCCCAUACCUUUCGUCCCCUGUAAAGCUUUAGACUUUGCUAGCCAUGAGAAGUUACUGAGGACGUUAGGGAUCUGGGAGUUUUUGCAUUUAGAGUUUGAUCAGAAUAUUCGUCAGGAUCUUGUAGCGAACCUUGUGGCUUAUUAUAGUCCAGAGAGUAGGUGUAGUUAUGUGAACGGGGCUAGGGUUAACGUGACCCGUGCUGAUUUGGCUCGAGCUUUGAAGUUGCCUAAGAAGAAAGAUAUUGUUAUUAGUGAUGAGGAGAGGGAAGUUCUGGAGACGGAUGAGUCUGCUAAGUUUGUUGAUGAGAUUAUAAAGACUUGGGUUCUGCUGCAUACUGAUGAUAUGUGGGUUAUGCCUGUAGAGGUGGUUGAAUGGGGAAAGGAUGUUAAGGAGAAGCAGUUGGAGAAGCUUGAUUGGGCUGCAUUGCUUUGGUUCAUGGUUGAGAAAGAGCUGAGAGCUGAUACUCCGCUUGGUGAUUGUUUCUUUGCUUCUCAUCUGCAGCUGUUGAUUAGAAGCCAGAAAGAGGAUUUACUAAAGGAAGAAUCUAAUGAUGAGGAGGAGGAUGAAGUUAAGGAGGUUGAGUUUAUGGUUAAGUCUCCGAAAGAAGAUUGUGUGGAGGUUAAGGAGGAAGAAAAUGUUGGUGCUGCUGAGUUAAGACGAGAUGAUUGUGAAAUUGAGUCAAAGGAAGAAGAUGUUGGUGCUGCUAAUUUAGGACGAGAUGAUUGUGCAACUGAGUCAAAGGAAGAAGAUGUUGGUGCUGCUGAUUUAGGACGAGAUGAUUGUGCAACUGAGUCAAAGGAAGAAGAGACUUAUGUGGAAGAACAUAUGAUUGAAUUGAAUCUUGGGCAAGAGACAGUGUCUGAAAUGGUAGCUGAGGAGCAGCAAGGUCCUGUUGAGGAACAGCCAAUGGAUGUUGAGGGAAACAAGAAAGAAGAGGAUGAAAAGUGGUCAUGGAAUGAAGACACACAGGCUGGUUCCUUCCUUCGCCGCUGUGAUCUUGGUAGUGGUAGAGAAGGAGAGGAAGAGAACAUAAUAGAAGAAGAACCCAUGGAAAUGGGAGAAGACGAACAGAUUGAAGAUCUUGAGGAAGAAGAGGAAGAUACAGAAAAGCAUGAAGGAGGUUUUCCCUUUUUCCCAAAUGGGGACUCUCUUCAUGGAGUUGACCAAGAGAAUCUCAUCUUAGGAGAUGCAUCUCCGUUACGUUAUGCCUCUGGGUUACAGAUGCAUGGCACCUCGACUGGUGGUCAUUUCCUUGCAUCUAGGGUUGACAUGCACAUGUCUAUGGGUUCAGGUAGUAAUAUUAACAACAAGAGGCAGAUUGAUGACGACAAUGAUAUGUCCUAUCAUCAUAACCCCCCUGACAGUAAGAGGUUGAGGACUGAUGAACCAUCUUGGGAUGAAAAACCGCCUCCGGUUGAGGUCUGCGUGGAACAGAUUGCGAUGUGGGCUGAAAAAGCUAGGAUGUCAUGUGCUCAAAAGGAGCGAGAGCGUGCACAGUCUGAGAUGAACCAGGAGUAUCUGAUGAGCGAGCUGCAAAGGAAAGAUGAAAUGAUUCAUAAUCUUGAAAGAAGCAAGUAUGAGGAGCAACAGAGAAAAGAUUUAAUGAUCUAUAGGCUUGAGAGUGAGCUUAGGAUGAUGACAAGUGUGUUAGCAGGAUAUAGGAAGGCUUUGAAAGAAACCAAAAAGGCAUCAGCUGAGCACAGGAAACGUUGCCCUUUGCGUGAUGAAAAACCUGUCUACAAGGAUGUUAAAGGCUCUGGAGGUUUAGUUCUGAGCAUUGCUGAAAUUGAAAAGCUGAGAUUGAAGCAAGAAGGGGAAGACAGGAUGACACGAGCUCGGAUAGAGAGACAAAUCGAGGAGUUUGGGAAUGACUGUCUUAGAGUAUUUGAAGAGCAAAUGGAUGCAGUAGAGUUGCUAAACGAGAGAUUGAUCGAGGUUGAAAAUGAAGUGAAGAUCUGUAGAGAAACACUUUCUGAAAGCAAGAAUGAACAGACUUCUGAAAUUGCUGCUGCUGCUGCUGCUACUGCUGCUGCUACUGCUACUGCUACAGAAGAGACAUGAGAUGCUCUUAAGGUUUCUGCAGAUCGGUGAAGCUUUUGGAGCUCAUUUGAACAGAUACCAUUUUAGUCUCGUUUUGUUUUUGAUGUAAACAAUGAUGAUCGAAUCUCUUUAAUUUUCGUUCUAGGAAAUGUAAUCAACGGUUGUGAUCUGUGAGUCUUAAUUAGCACUACAUAUUGUAUUAACAUUUAUUAGUCAUCUUUGAGACUAGUUAGCUAGUUUUAAUUUUAAACAACUUCAAAUCCGUUUAGACUUUAAAACAUCUGUCAGAUCCCUGGUAUUUUUUAGUGUGCGCCUGGUCUGUACGGUCGGUAGUAUACAUAUCUUGC